Microthlaspi erraticum is the source of this 2241-nucleotide messenger RNA. NCBI's taxonomy places the organism in Eukaryota, Viridiplantae, Streptophyta, Magnoliopsida, Brassicales, Brassicaceae. The record is from the annotation of a GenBank genome assembly.
AUGUUGAAAAAAGUGAAGCGAAAAGUCAAAGUCUUGAUCACCAAACCCUUUAAAAAGCCCAAGAGCAGACCUCUGCCUCCAUCACCACCUCCUGCUCUUCCUCCUCCACCGCCUCCUGAAAUGGCUUCCUCGAGACCAAAAAACGCUCCGUUUCUCUUCCCGACAUCCAAUUCCUCUGUUUUACCCGACCCGUCUCGUUUCUUCAGCCCCGAUCUCCUCUCGGCUCCUCUCCCAACAAACUCCUUCUUCCAAAACUUCACUCUCAAAAACGGCGACCAAGCCGAGUACUUUCACCCUUACAUCAUCAAAUCGUCGGAUUCAUCUAUCUCCAUCUCAUACCCAUCUCUUUCUCACAACUCUGCUUUCAUCUACGAGGCUUUCAACGCCGACAUCACCAUCUCCGGCUCAGAUGGACCCGACCAGCAUUCCCGGAAAUCUCAUCUAAUCUCUUCGUUCAGCGAUCUCGGCGUCACGCUCGAUUUCCCUUCCUCCAAUCUCAGAUUCUUCCUCGUCAGAGGAAGCCCUUUCAUCACCUGCUCCGUCUCCUCUGGUAACUCCUCCAUCAAAAUCUCAACGAUCCACGCGGUUUUAUCGUUUUCCGGGAACAGCUCAUCUACCAAGUACACCGCGAAACUCAACAACAACCAGACGUGGCUGAUUUACGCGUCCUCGCCGAUUAAUCUGGCCAACGACGGCGGUUCUUCGAUAAAUUGCAGUGGUGGGUUUUCGGGUAUAAUCCGGAUCGCCGUGUUACCGGAUUCAAAUCCAGAUUUUGAAUCGAUCCUCGACCGAUUCAGUUGCUGUUACCCGAUUUCCGGCGACGCUGAUUUCAAAAAACCAUUCGCUUUGGAAUAUAAAUGGGAGAAGAGAGGCUACGGAGAUCUCCUGAUGCUCGCUCAUCCUCUUCAUCUCAAGCUUUUAGCGACCGACGAUUGUUCCGUCACCGUUCUAGAUCAAUUCAGGUACAGAAGUCUCGACGGAGAUUUGGUAGGUGUCGUCGGAGAUUCAUGGGUUUUGAAACCCGACCCUGUUUCGGUGACGUGGCACUCCAUCAAAGGAGUCAAAGAAGAUUCUCACGAAGAGAUCAUCUCAGCGCUCGUCAAAGACGUUAACGCCUUGGAUCCAUCAGCUCCGGUCACGAACUCGUCGUACUUCUACGCGAAGUUGAUCGCGAGAGCCGCGAGAUUGGCUUUGAUCGCCGAAGAAGUUUGCCAUCUCGAUGUGAUCCCGGCGAUUAGAAACUACUUAAAGAAGAUGAUCGAGCCGUGGUUAGACGGGAGUUUCGAACCGAACGGGUUUCUGUACGAUCCGAAAUGGGGAGGUGUGAUCACGAAGCAAGGAUCCGGAGACUCCGGAGCGGAUUUCGGAUUCGGGAUUUACAACGAUCACCAUUAUCACCUGGGCUACUUUCUCUACGCGAUUGCUGUGCUCGCUAAGAUCGAUCCUUUGUGGGGGAAGAGAUUCAGACCUCAGGCGUAUACUCUCAUGGCGGAUUACAUGACAUUGGGGAAGAAGAAAGGGGCUAGCUCCAGUUCCAACUCCGUUUACCCGCGUUUGAGAUGCUUCGAUCUUUUCAAGCUUCAUUCUUGGGCUGGAGGGUUAACGGAGUUUGCCGACGGGAGGAAUCAGGAGAGCACGAGCGAGGCCGUGAACGCGUACUACUCCGCUGCUUUGUUAGGGUUAGCUUACGGCGAUACACAUUUGGUGGCGGUGGCUUCGACGGUCUUGUCGCUUGAGAUUCAUGCCGCAAAAAUGUGGUGGCAGGUGAAAGAAGACGACACAAUAUACCCAAAAGAUUUCACGGCGGAGAAUCGUGUGGUUGGAGUUUUAUGGUCGACGAAGAGAGACAGUGGCUUAUGGUUCGGGCCGAAGGAAUGGAAAGAGUGUCGCCUGGGAAUACAGUUAUUACCGAUACUUCCAGUCUCGGAAAUUCUCUUCUCCGAUGUGAUAUUCGUGAAGCAGCUCGUGAAUUGGACUUUGCCGGCGUUGGCGAGAGAAGGCGUCGGAGAAGGGUGGAAAGGAUUCGUGUAUGCUUUGGAAAGUAUCUACGACAAAGAUGGAGCGAUCGAGAAGGUUAAAGGAUUAAAUGGGCAUGACGAUGGGAACUCUCUGACUAAUAUGUUGUGGUGGAUUCAUAGUAGAAACUGUGGUGAUUACGAUGAUGAUGAAGACGAGGAAGGUGGUUACGGUGGUCAUGGCGGUGGCGGGAAGUAUUGUUCGUUUGGUCACUAUUGUAAUUAA